Messenger RNA from Danaus chrysippus (African queen), 495 nucleotides. Lineage: Eukaryota; Metazoa; Arthropoda; Insecta; Lepidoptera; Nymphalidae. The record is from the annotation of a GenBank genome assembly.
AUGUUCGAAUCGAAAGAUUUUGAGGAUAAAUUCGAAGAUAUAUUUUCGGAUCAUCAUAGUAAAUUUGAUGAUAUGGAUGGAAAGAUCAUCGGUUACAUCUGUGGAGGGUUGCUGAUCGUAUUAUUGGUGCUGAUAUGUUGCUGUCGGAAAAGGAGGAGUAGGGGGCAAGUACUAUCGCCGGCCCCAGCGACUGUCGUAACUACACGCGCGCCCUACCCUCAGCAACAGUAUGCGACUUAUCCAGGUCCAGUGACGUAUCCAGCACCACAGACUACUUACCCCUCCUUUUCCCCAGCACCCGCAGUUCCUCCCGCACCCCCGGGCCCUAAUAACCCCCCUUAUCCCACAAGCAGUUACCCCUACCAGGCGCCGUACAUACAACAGCCUUCAAUGUACCCCACAGCGCCGAGUGCACCAGAAGAUAACGCUCUCCCACCGCCGUACGAGCAGGCGUGUGCAAAACCACCUCCACACAAUCCUAACGCACCGUACUAA